This is a messenger RNA of Ceratitis capitata (Mediterranean fruit fly), 9554 nucleotides long. It is a transcript of the gene unc79, whose product is annotated as protein unc-79 homolog. The record is from RefSeq and is a predicted model, not a curated record. The coding region runs from base 229 to 9531 and encodes 3100 amino acids. The transcript has 33 exons. Gene Ontology annotation, molecular function: protein binding. Lineage: Eukaryota; Metazoa; Arthropoda; Insecta; Diptera; Tephritidae.
UUUCUCUGCCAUGAAUUCAUUGAAUAGAUAAUUUUUCGUUGGAUUGGUGGAUACAUACAGGCGAAAAUUUUCACUUGCAAACAGUUUAGGUGGAGAUUUUGUUAGCUGCAGUGCGUGUGUGUGAUAAUCUUUUGAAAAAUUGCAAAUUUAUUCAAAAAAUUAACAAAUUUCGAGAAUGCCAACUGCUUUGGGAGCGGCUUUGGCGAUGGGAAGGAUUUGCCUGAUAUAAUGUCUGAUACCUUCAAAAAUCAGCUUGUCAAUAUGGGCACUCGCGCGGCUGCUUUCCAAGCAAAACUGCGAUGUCUACAUGAUUCGCAUGUACGCCUGCUACAAAAUACCCAACCCACGCCCUCUGGCGUCGAUAUUGCUAACAAUAUCAAAUACUUUUCACAAACCUUACUAACUGUCCUUAAAGAUGUACGCACCUCACCACAUGAACUUAUACGCGACCCCUCCGAGGAUCCCACACGAAUGUCAGCCUACCCAAAUCUUGAAUAUGGUAACCUAUAUAAUGCCCUAACAAUGCUUAUUGAUGUGGCACCGUGCAUACAAUAUGGACAAAUCGUGUUUGGAAAGGCCCUGUUGCAGUGCCUUUGCUGCAUACUACCUUUCCUGGAUAAGGAUUUAAUUGAUAAUUUACCCUAUCUGGUCAGCUCUACUAUGUCUGUACUACCACCAGCUCUACAUCAAGAUAUUGUCAAUGCACUAUGCUAUUAUAUUCUACCAUUUACUAUAACCCGUCGCAGCGCAGAUGAGCAAGAAUGUCAAGCAUGUCAGGCAGUCUCUUCGGUCAUUAUGAUGGUUCUUCAAUAUUCUCAUAAUCCCGCACAUCACUGUCAACUACUAGAAUGCCUAAUGACACUUAAACAUAACGUUGUCAAGGAUAUACUUUGCGUCAUCGCUUACGGCACCUCUAUGUCGCGCUCCUCUGCAGCUAAACUACUAUUUUAUUAUUGGCCCGCCUUCGACCCAAAUCUAUUUGAUCGAAAAGUUUUGUUAUCGAAAUUAACAAACGAUAUGGUGCCCUUUGUGUGUCAAUGUGAACAAUGCCCUAACGCUGGCAAUGCAGAAGCGGCUAAAGUUUGCUUUGAUCACAGCAUCAGCAUUAGCUACGCACCCGACUGUCCACCUCCUCUAUAUCUUUGCAUUGAAUGUGCCAAUGAAAUACAUCGGAAACAUGCUAACCUCGAGUUCGGCGACAUUCUCCAUCCUAUGCAGCAAGUGUCUAUGGUAUGUGAGAAUAAGAAUUGCCGCUCCACCGACAAAGCAGCCUUCUCGAUAUGUUUCUCCACCGAGUGUGCGAGCUAUAAUGGAAACCACCCGAUUCGUUACUGCUCGCAAUGUCACAGCAAUCGACAUAAUUCGCGACGCGGUGGCGAUCAUGUGGUGCAUCGUAGUCUUCAAAUCAUCUGGCAGAUGGAUCCCGAGAUUCAGAUGCAUAUGGUGGAGUCCGUGAUUAGUUUGUUGCGCGAGGCUAAGCCGCUCAAUUUCGAACCUGGCAAAGACGGUACGGAUCCGAAGAAGAACGGUGGCAAUGGCACACCAGACACCAUUUCGCUAGAAGAGCGCCAAAUGUUGGGACGUUAUGGCAUCUGGUUGCUGGUAGGCCGUUGUACGCCGACACCUGAAAUGCCAGUCGAGGUGUUGGGGCGCAUUUUGAGUAUGUUGUUCCAUUGGUUCCAUGUAACGGCAUGCUCCUAUGAUGUAGCUGGUCUAAUCGAGAGCACCAUAGAGAAGCUUAAGGUGGAGCAUGUCUGCAAUUGGUUAAAAGAAAUUUGUCGUAUACAUUAUAAUGUAUUCAUUUCAUGUUUGCUACCCCAUCCACCGGAGUAUGCGCGUGUUGGUGGACACUGGGAGACACUAGCCUCGCGUACUAGUCAUCUUAAGGAAGGUCUACAGCGUCUUAUUUGCUUAGUUCCUUACGAGGUCAUUACAUCUGAAAUUUGGGACUAUGUUAUGCCGCAUUGGAUGGAGGCUAUCACCAACGAUGUCGGCGAAAAGGAGUUGAAUGAAUUAAAAAUAGUACUCAGCAAAAUAUUAGAUCCAGAAAUGUCGCCACUAGGCUUCGACGCGAAAAUUAUGUACAACUUUGUCGCCAUACGUUUCGAGAAGACAACAGCAAAAGUACAACAGCAAGCUCUACAUUGGCUACAAAUCCUUACCAAGCUAGGCAUACUCAUACCACUGGUGCAGUUGUUUGCCAUGUUCGGCGAUGGUGUGCGCAUCAUGAAAUAUGGCGUACAACAUGAGCUGAUGCGCGAGAAAGAAGGGCAGACGAAAAGUCCGAAAACUCCACUGAAAGAAACUAAGAACGAGUUGGGAAAUCCACCACGUCGAAGCUCAAUUUCUCCUGUUGUCGAGGACGAUUCCGGCAAUACAUCUGCCAUUUCGGACGAUGAAGCACCUACAAAUCGGCAUACUGAAUUCUCUACGGAUGCCGAACACAACCUCACCUGUUGCAUUCUCAUGCUAGAUAUAUUAUUGAAGCAAAUGGAGCUGCAGGAUGUGGAACAGCAUAUGGGUAUACACACGAGUGUUUGUGAGAAUGUGUCGCGUUUGAUUAAGUGCAUGGUCACAGCCGCACGUGUAGGCUUGAGUAGUCAUGUUUGCUCAUUAAAGGUCGCCGAAUGUGCUUACUGUGAGGCCUCCAUUAUGUGGCAUCAACUAGCCACCAAAUUGGUGCAAUUUAUGGCACCACUCAAUCCAGUACGUCCCCCAGAUAUUCCAAUUGAGGAUAUCAUCGAAGAAGAAAAAUCAUCACGUAAAAGUCCACCCGAAAGUGACAAGGAGAAGUCACGUGAGCGUGACGUAUCACUAUCAAUGGCGCCAUUACCCAUACCACUGGGUCCAUUAGGCGGUUUUGCAGACAUCUUAAAGCUAGAUCAAUUCUUUUCAGACGAUGGGAAAAUUAUAAUUAUGGCAGGACCGGUGCCAGUAGCAGUACCACAGCCGGAACCACACUCUGUAGGCGGUGUACUCGUGCAUAUGCCACACGUUUGUUCCAAUAACGAUAAUGGGCAUUCAGUUGAUAGUAUUGAAUUGAGAAAAGUUCACGCCACAGACGAGAUUAUGACCGCCACGGUGGAAACAGUCUCCGAACAAUUGGAUUUAGCUUCUAUUCUACCAUCAGAUAGAGCUAUUGCACGCUCUAUAACGCUCUCCGAUGCGGAUGUUGGUAGCGCCAACGCGAGUGUAACUAAAGCGUCAGUUAUAGGAGAAAAUGGCGGCGCAAAUGGUAGCACUGGUGGUGGUGCAGGUGAAAAUGACAGCGUAUCAGAUGACGAGAGCGACGAGGAAGAUGGCGAAGAUUUCUGGCAUACUUCGGUUGGAAAAUUCAAAUUUACAUUGGAUCAAUUGCCACAAACUCUGCAAUACAUACAUCAACUGUUGACGGAAAUCCCUACUAUAAAGAAACCCGAAAUUCUAUAUUACGUUCUGCAGUGCCUCAAUGUAAUGGCACUCCAUGGCGAUGCUCUAGCUAAGGCCGCACGUGAACAUCGUGGCUUUUUCAUAUGGUGUCAGGAAAAUCUUCUUAUUAAGAACCUCUGGGGUCUUUGCAAUGCCGAGCAUUCACACAUCUGUCAGGCUACCGUGCCACUUCUGCUACACUGCAUAACUCUCCCGUUGGGCUCUGACGUAUUUUGGCGCGUCGUACAGGAGGCCUUUCAUGACAACGAUUGGCGUGUACGAUUCACAGCAGUAGAGCGAGUUACCGUAAUUACUCGUUUCAUGGACUCGACACCAUUGCGCACCGAAGUCGGACUACAGACGGCGCUCGCUACGGCAUUUUGUCAUCUGAUCGCCAGCAUGGACGAUAUCAAUGUGUAUGUGGCGCAGCGGGCGACGCUCUAUAUUGGCACCAUACAUGACACGGCAAUUCGGUCACUCCUCUUUUGCUUAGAAUCGCAAUUUGAUUUAUUCAUAGUAGACCGUCCCGUCGUCUUACAGUCUGUCUAUCAGCUACACAAUUCUCUAUCGGAUCGAAAAAUUCUCACUUGGGAAUUCUUUUUAAAUCGCUUCGAUACACUUUUCGUGGAAGCGCAAAUUAAUUUGGAAAAAUGUGGUGAUAUUUCAUAUCUGCGAGACUUACGAAAUUCGGAAAAUGGCAGCGAGGCGCUAUCGUCUAAGAUAUUAAAAGCGCGUGAGGCAUUGAGUCAAUCGGAUACCAGUGGUAGCAUGGCUAAAACGUUGAGCGCGUCAUUUGGUACUAAGUGGCCAUAUAAGCGCACAAUGUCAGCCCCUGCAAGCAUGAUACCUCGACAAGACUCCAAAUUUAUGCCUGAAAAGGAGAAAAUUUACAGCCGCCAAAUAUCAGCACCCAUACUAAAGAGGAAGACGUCACGUUUCGGUUUGGGUCAGUUUUUAGGCUCUAGUGGCAACCAAGCUAAUGUUUCUAGUCAUAGUUAUGCAACCACCAAUCAUCCACCCACACAGCACGCGCGUGCAGUUCACACCCACUCCCAUCCAUAUUCUCAUUCACAUACCGCCCAACUGACGACAUCCUCAAAACAUCAUUCUAUCCCUUCUGCUUCUACACAACCAUGUCCCAUACAUAAUCCCACCACAUCCACUUCCCAUAGUAAUUUCUUCUUUUCCUCCAAUUCACCUUCUACAUCGAUCAACACUUUUGCAGCGCAUUUUGCGCAAUUUACUGGUAGUAGUGCACAUCCAUCAGUAACACAACCACAAUCUGUAGCUGCAGUAUCUGCGUUAGCAUCCUCAGCAUCACAUAGUCAAAGUCAUCAGUAUUUAGUGCAAUGUGUAGCGCCCACACCUAGCCAAACGUUCACAGCACACAGCCCAUUGCCGACGCUGCGUGAAGCAGAGCCGCCGCAAGCAAGCGCGCAAAUUUUGUCCACUCAAAAAGCAUCGCUCCCACCACACCAGCCAUCCCACACUUCCUUUCACUCACACUUUCAGAAGCAUCCUUCCGCACCGAAUCUGUUGCCACCGCCAUCGGCAACUACGGUGUUAAGCCCUAGCCCCACAACUACAUCCAAUCCUGUACUGCAUUGUACUUGUGGUGGUGCUGGUGGUGGUGCUGCAAGUGGUUUUGGUGCCAGUGGUAGUGGUGGUGGUGCCGCCAUAUAUGCGCCUACUUCGGCUUACCAAGAUGGACAUAUUCAUUCUCUCGGCGGCAUUAAUGAUGACAACCUUAUUGGACUGUUGAGUCGUAUCACUGAGCUGGAGGAGUCCGACCGCGAAACAAUACAUUUGCUCGUCUUUUUACUAAUGCAAUUCAUGUCGCGCACCGAUCAGGCAUUUCCCUCUGAAGACAAACCGGUAUCCAAGACACAAAAUAUUGUGCUGAAGCAUUUAUUUCUGCUUUUGGGUCACAAUCAAAUUGACAAAACCUUCCACACACCACCGGAGAAUCUGCGCACCUCGGCGGUCUUCAAUGCAUUUCUGGCAAAUCUGCCACAAGUGCUGGAUCAAAAUCAUUUAAUCGGCGGUCUUAUUUUGCCCUCAAUCAUGCAGAUUAUAUUGUACGCACCCAACCCCAGUAAUACGGCAGCCGAUUGUUAUCAAAAUUUGGUGUUCAACUACUCGCUGUGGUAUUUGGAACAAUAUCCUCGUCGAAAUUGGAUGUUAACUAUACUAGUAGUUCUCUAUAAGUACUCGUAUACUCAACCACCCUACAGCGCAUAUGUAAUAUCUGCAAUGCGUAUGGUCAUGAAUAGUCUCCGCAAUCAUUUUCAUCAAUGCCGUCGCAUACCGACCACUACUAUUUUGGAUAUACAGGGAACUUCGCGUUCACGCGAUGUUAGUCAACCAUCAUUGGGUACAGAUCCCGAUGAGAAGGAUCCCAGUCCUCCGGCUAGUCCAAUGUUUCCUUCAGAAGGUACAAGUGCCGCCUCAAAGAGCAAAGGUCAAAAUGUUGCAUUUACGCCAAAGCUGCAGCAUGCAUUCCGUAAAUACAAUGACUCUAGCUUGGAAGCAGACGAAACGGAAUCUGAGCUGGUUGCGAUACCAGAAAGUGAUUUGUCAGACAGCACCUUACAUGGCAGCAGUGCACCGGGUUCGUUUGACGAUACUAUACACUUUGAGGAAACAUCAUUGACGAAGGGCGAUAUGCAGCGAGCGCGUGCAGUACGUGGCAUGGAAUAUGAAGAUAAAACUGCGAAGCCGCACCACAAGUCGAUGAUUACGACCAAAACUGGCGACACCUACACAACAAAAAUUAGAGCAACUGGCGCACAGGAAGCAGUCAGUACUACGGUCAUCACAACGCAUGCACGUCAUAGUCUCCAAGAAGGUGUUCGUAUGAUCGUAACACCGCUUGUGAGCACCGAUACUGCAGCAGAGUCUGCGAUUGUCAGCCCACCUAUUGACGUACAUCGUGCUGUUACCGUACGUAAUAAGUCGUUGGAAAAUGCUGCAGCAUCUACAUCAAAAAUGUUUGCCGCAAUCGCUACCAAUCAUCUGAAGGCUUUAGGUGCACUUCAAGAUGUACAAACUAAGUCUAGCGAGAGUCACUCUAAAUCUGUGACUGCUAGCAACAACAGCAGGUCAACCAACAGUAGUGCUGACAGUUCGGACAAGCGACAGCAGCAGCAACAACAACAACAACAACAACAACAAAUUACAUUUCAUCAAAUACAAAAUCAGCAGCAAGUACAACAACAACAGCAGCAGUCGCAACACCAGCAAGCUCUGUCGAAAAAACCCAUUGGCAGACACAAGACCAUCAUCGAAUGCAGCGCUGGUACCUCAUCAUCUUCCACCGGUACGGAUGAUUCACGACUAAGCGCUAAUCAUAAAAAACCAGCCGGCAAGUCUCUAAAGCGUUCCGACAAAGCAUACGGCUCACCUGAUUCACCACUCUCCAAAAUGAGUGUCAUGCCCAACCCCGUCGAUGAAGUAGACACCACCAAGAUACCAACUCUGAAGAAUAUAGCGACACUAGAAAUACCUACACCAGAACGAUUACUACCGAUUGGCACACACGAGUCUGUUGGAGGGAUAGUCGAUCGAUUGCGGGACGGUCUGAACUUACCGGAUAUAAGUCAUCUGAAGCAGGAUAGUCUCGAUGUAUCGGAUAGCACCAAAGACGACAUAACGCCCAGUAGUCGCACCACAUCGCCACGUCGUCUCAUCAAGCAAGUCGCACUUGAAUCACCACCGAAUGCAAGCGCUGCUGGACAACAGGACUUGCAUUCUUCUAUAUUGAAAAGUGUUAUGCAGGAGGUAAAAACAACCACUAGUGCUACUGCCACUGCAAGUAUAAGUGGCAUACAAACGGCAACAAGGCCAGAGGCUCCCAAACGUCCACGUCAGAAAUUGGCACCCUUCAAUGUCGAUACUAAUGCUAUGCCCGAUAUACGAUCUCGUUUUGCAGGUGCAUGGCCACCUCCACCAUAUCAGCCGCCCGAAGAACUGGACGUCGAUAUAGAUGAUGGCAUUGAGAAUGGCAAUGGGCAUAGCGGUGCGACAGCACAACCGAAUCGUGUGAGUACUCGCCGUGUAGGAGAUUAUACGAUUUGUGAUCGAUGCACUGAUUGUGGCGCCUUAAUUGAGGAAUACACGGAUGAAGAUAUUGGACUUUUAAUAGUCAUAUUAGGAACUUUCAUACACCGUGAGCCAGCGAUGGCAGCGCCAUUUUUACCGGAAAUUCUUACCAUUGCUUCAAAAACUUGUUUGACCUCGACGCACUCCUGGCAGGGUGAGAAUGGACCAGCUUUGGUGUGCAGUGCACAAGCUGUGUCAUUACAAUUCAUUCGCUGCGUGCUGCAUCAAUUAGCGCCCAAUGGCAUCUUUGUGCAAAUCUUCCAAACGCAAGUAAAGAUGAAGGUGCGCCAAAACUCUUUUCGCAGUAUUGCACGCGCUCUCCAGGACUUUCAAGAACUAAACGCAACACAUCCCAUUUAUAUGGUUUGCGAAUCAUUGCAAUCGAAGAAAUCAUUACCAAUUGAACAGCUGCCAGUGAUCUUUCGAAACAUGGCCGAGUACCUACAUUGCGUACCGACGGAAUUGACUACUGGUCCGGGCGUGUGGCAACAGGCUAUGCAAGCCAUGGAGUCCUUGCUGCGGCAAGUUAUUGUCCUUCUACCAAAUCUUGGCAAUCCUGAACAUUUACUUGAUAUAAUGGUAGCUACUUUGAAGCUUAACAUUGUGCAAAAACCCCUACUUGAUCCCUACUCGAAAAUAAUUGGAUUUUGUGUGCAGAAUACAAACUUAGAGUACAACUCAUUGUAUGAACUGUGCACUCUCAACAUGCGUUCUUUCUCGAAGGAUCGCGACAAGAUGCUGCUAUGUCGGCAAUUAAUUUUCGAAUUUGUCCAGGCGUUGAAAUUUAAAACUAAUAUUCCCGAUAACAAUUUGUUAAUGAUCAUUGGGUUUGUAUUGCAUGAUGCUGGCGGUACCCUACCGCCCGGAACCAUAGCUGGGUUGCCGGAGAUCGCGCCACCGUUGACCACCAAUGCUGCAGAUUGUAUGCGACAGUAUGUCAAUGACGUAAUUGACUUUCUAGCAGACUUUCAUACACUGAGUAAAAUCAAAAAUUUUAAAAAUGGACAGGUUCAAAAUGGUUUGGGAGAGGAUACUCUAGGUGGCAUAUUAAAGGGAGCUGUGGCUCAAUAUCUGGCUUUAGAAAUGUCACGCGGUAAUACGCGUGACAAUAAGAGCAGCUCACGUUAUUUACCCUGGCUCAAUAAUGCACCUUCAUCACUGCAGCAAGGCCCUAAGGAAUUCACUGAAUGUGUUGGUCAUAUGCGUUUACUCUCCUGGCUAUUGCUUGGCUCACUUACACACCUCGCUCUAACGCAACGGCGGAGCGAACGUUUUGCCGUUCCCAUACCGCCGCAGCAAGUACCAACAACCGUACCACCGGCGGCAGUACAUUAUCAACAUCAUCAUCAGCACCCAAGCGGCAUGGCACCGUUUGCUAUGCCCGUCUCACAGGAGUCGUCGUGUCACAUUGCCGAUCACAUACAAGUAAUUUUCGCUGGUUUCGCAGAGCAAUCGAAGACAUCAGUUAUGCACAUGUCCUCGCUCUUCCAUGCCUUCACUUUGUGUCAGUUAUGGACAGUGUAUUUGGAACAUGUCGCUCGCUCAUCUAGCAAUGCUGAGGGCAAUACCAUGGGUGUGCUUUUCGAAUUUUGGGCAAAAGUAACGCCAUGCAUACUGCAAUUGGUAUCGCAUGCUCGUCCACAAAAAGAGAGUCCUGGUGGUGUGAUUGGUGCUGGAGGUGUUGCUGAUUUUUCACAGAAUCCAAGUGCGAAGAGUCCCAAUGCCAAGCUCUCUGAAAUGGUGAAUCUUCACUUUCUUAGCCUUCUUGAAGCACUAAAAGAGACGAAUUCUACAAUAUUAGGCAAACUCUUACCACUAUGGAGUCCAGUAUUGUCAUCUCAGACGCAGUUAUCCGAUACUCUACAUGUACGUUUGCAAAAUGUACGGGACUAUGCGCCUGAUUAUGAGGAACAACAAACACAUCCUUCGGACGCAUUGCUUAAAUGGCUACAGAGGUUACAAUUCAAAAUGGGCCAAAUAGAAUUGCAAGCCUCAACAGCAACACAAUUUUAUUCAAUUUAAAAUAUAUACGUUAUAUUGGAAAU